GAGUGUACACAAGUCGAGUGCUUCGGAAUACCCCAAGUCAAUUCGCAUAUAGUAUCAUUCACCUAUUAUAAUUCAUAACUGCGCCGUGAUUUAAAUAUUCCUGACUGCCAACCAUCUACGAAUUGAGAUAUAUUGACUAUAUUAUCGGAAAAUUUUGCAGUGGACGUAGCACACCAGUAUUCAUCAUGCUAUGAUCAUAGGGCACUAAAUACUUCUCGGCCAAGUUAGGUAUCGUAGCAGUGCCCUAGGUAGAUAUUGACCCGCUAUAAUGCCAUGCUGUGUGCUGAUCCACAGGGGUGGAAGUCGGCGGCUGAUAGUGCCUUUAAGAGCCUCCGGACCCUCUCGGGCGGACACUACCGGUACUAGAUGGCGUCUUCAAGAUUGAAACCGCAUUUGUCAGCGGCCUGCGAAAGCGUUAGAAGCAAUCCUUGCCUAUAGACAAUAUUCUCGAACAUAAUCAUGUAGAACUGCUGUAAUGACCCAUCCUUAGCUAAGUGUCAUAUACCGAAAAUGACCAACUUCAACAUCAAGAUCGUAUCAGACACCGUCUGCCCGUGGUGCUAUGUCGGUAAAAGACGCCUCGACCGCGCCAUCGAGCUGUAUCGCAAGACGUAUCCGGCUGGUCAGAAUGAUACCUUCACCAUUACCUGGGCGCCAUUUUACCUCGACCCGACUUCUCCCGCCGUCGGCAUACCGGUCAAGGAACGGAUGGCCCAGAAAUUCGGCUCGGACAGACUCGAGAUGAUACACCACCGGCUGACGACGGUCGGUCAAGAAGAAGGCAUCAAUUUCGCCUUCGCCGGACGCAUUGGAAACACGCGCGACUCGCAUCGCCUGAUCCAGCUGGGCAAGACGAAGGGUAACGAUGUCGAGAAUCGCGUCGUCGCCGAGCUAUUCAAGUCCUACUUUGAGGGCGAAGGUGAUAUCACCUCCCACGCCACGCUCGUUGCUGCUGGCGAGAAGGCAGGUUUAACGACGAGCGAGGUCAAGGAAUGGCUAGAGACCGGCAAGGGUGGCGCAGAGGUCGAUAAAGAAGUCCAGGAGGCAUAUACCGACGGUAUUUCUGGCGUUCCGAACUUUACUAUCCAAGGCGCGCAUAACAUUGGAGGCGCUCAAGACCCCGAGGUUUUCCUGGCAACAUUCGCUCGGAUCAAGGAAUCAAGCAAAUGAUUGUCGUAGCUGGGCUAUCUCCGCCGGCCUAGUACCCUCAUUGCUGAAGAGGGGCAUUUUUGCCUGUGCAACUAACUAUUUGCCCCUCUUCAAUUCUGGAAAAGUUGAUAAGGUUCGGAUUCAGAGCAUUCACUUUCUCUUAUACUCGCUCUGUCUGUCGUCUGGCGAGCUGGUGCUUGGACUCGGUGACUGAGCAUGCGGCGGACUGUUGAAUAGUCUUACCUAGUUACUUCAUCCUAAUCUGGGAUAUGGUGAGUUUAACAAAUGCGAAGGCUGUCUCAUCUCCGAAGGGCCAGUCCCAUUCCCACGAAUAUUCUACCUAGUUGGCAGGGU
This is a messenger RNA of Xylaria bambusicola, 1503 nucleotides long. RefSeq names its product DSBA-like thioredoxin domain-containing protein. Gene Ontology annotation, molecular function: oxidoreductase activity. The record is from RefSeq and is a predicted model, not a curated record. The transcript has 2 exons. NCBI's taxonomy places the organism in Eukaryota, Fungi, Ascomycota, Sordariomycetes, Xylariales, Xylariaceae. The coding region runs from base 511 to 1170 and encodes 219 amino acids.